Drosophila willistoni is the source of this 1398-nucleotide messenger RNA. RefSeq names its product transmembrane protease serine 12. Gene Ontology annotation, biological process: proteolysis. Gene Ontology annotation, molecular function: serine-type endopeptidase activity. The transcript has 3 exons. Lineage: Eukaryota; Metazoa; Arthropoda; Insecta; Diptera; Drosophilidae. Bases 1 to 1398 code for a protein of 465 amino acids. The record is from RefSeq and is a predicted model, not a curated record.
AUGUUUAAACAAUCGGUCAGUGUCCACAAUGUGCUAACACAGCAGAGGCCGAGACUUCGACUGAGAUGCCAAUUGCUAUUGCUCCUGCUCCUUUUACUCCUCUAUGCCAUGGCCGGAAUAGAGGCUGGCUCACUCGACUGGCAACAGGUUAAGCCAAUGUAUCUGGUCUCUAUGUAUCCGUCGUUUGAUAUGCAUCAAAAACAUCAACAAUCAACGCAAUCAACUUCACUGUCAGCCUUCUCCUCGCUGGAACAAGAUGCGGAAGUUAGCGAGAGUCGUCAUCAUGAGCAUGAGCAUGCCAUGGACAUGCUGGCCAGUAAUGAGGAUAUAUCCACAGAUCUCGAUGAACCCGAACCAUUGGUCUUGAAUCUAGAGACGACACCGUUGAUGGAGCAAAUGUUACCCGAGGGAGCCAUGGCCAUGGAUCGUAUUUUCGGUGGCAAUGUGGGUAAUCCACAUUGUUUUCCCUAUCAAGUGGGCAUGCUAUUGCAGAGGCCGAAAGGUUUAUAUUGGUGUGGCGGUUCACUCAUAUCGGAGCAAUAUGUUUUGACAGCCGCUCAUUGUGUCGAUAUGGCAAAACGUGCACUUGUCUUUCUGGGAGCCAAUGAGAUUAAAAAUGCCAAGGAAAAGGGUCAAGUUAGAUUAAUGGUACCAAAUACCAAUUUUCAUAUAUAUCCCACAUGGAAUCCAAAACGUUUGAAGGAUGAUAUUGCCCUGGUACGCUUGCCCCAUGCUGUUAGCUUUAAUGAACGCAUCCAUCCCAUACAGCUGCCAAAGCGUCACUAUGAGUAUCGAAAUUUUAAAAACAAACUAGCCAUUGCCUCCGGCUGGGGUCGUUAUGCCACAGGAGUUCAUGCCAUUAGCAAUGUUUUGCGUUAUGUCCAGCUGCAGAUAAUCGAUGGAAGGACAUGUAAGAACAAUUUUCCAUUGUCAUAUCGUGGCACAAAUAUAUGCACCAGUGGACGCAAUUCCCGCUCCACUUGCAAUGGCGAUUCUGGUGGUCCUUUGGUCCUGCAACGACGUCACUCCAAGAAACGUGUCCUUGUCGGCAUUACAUCAUUUGGCAGCAUUUAUGGUUGCGAUCGCGGCUAUCCGGCGGCCUUUACCAAAGUGGCCUCCUAUUUGGAUUGGAUAAGCGAUGAGACUGGCGUACAUUCCUAUCAGGAUACCACAGAAGCCAUCUUCUUUGACCAAUACAUCAAGGACUAUAGUAAAAAGAAGCGCCAGCAAUCGAAUCGCAAACAAAUGGAAAAGCAACGUGAAAGAGAGGUUGAGCUAGCAGAUGAUGAUGAUCAGCCAGAUGAACUCGAUGUGACAUCAUCAUCGUCAUCAUCAUCAUCGACGGAGGAACGUCCACCAGCCAGAUCCAAGUCUGAAUUUGAAUUUUAUUUUCUAUAG